This is a messenger RNA of Lodderomyces pseudojiufengensis, 1038 nucleotides long. RefSeq lists its product as uncharacterized. The record is from RefSeq and is a predicted model, not a curated record. The transcript has a single exon. NCBI's taxonomy places the organism in Eukaryota, Fungi, Ascomycota, Pichiomycetes, Serinales, Debaryomycetaceae. The coding region runs from base 1 to 1038 and encodes 345 amino acids.
AUGCUUUAUCAUGAGAUAUUACCACUUGAGUUGAUUGAAAAAAUCAUUUUAGAAAUUGAAAAUUUUGAACCAAUUCCUAAAUUAGUUCGACAAAUUUGGUAUCACAAUGUUACAAUUAAUACUUUGUUUGAAUUACUUGUGAAACAUGAAUUAUAUAAUUUGAAUACUGGGUUAUAUAAAAUCUAUGUUAAUUUUGACUCCAAGAAAUAUGCACCUUCAAAUGAAUUUGUGAUUAUUGAAUUCGAAAGUAUGCUAGAAAUAAGACUUAAAUCCAAAAAUUUUAAAAUUAUUAAUCCAUUCCUUCAGUUGUGGUAUGGAUACGAGACUGACCCAAGUCUCAAUUUUUAUUUAGACAUUUUACCAUUUCGUAUUGAAGAAAACGAAUCAAAAACCAAAGAGAUUUUUAAAGCUGAAGAAUUACCCCCAGAGGUAGAUUUAGAUUUUAUGGUUUGGUUUUUAAAUUAUUACAUUUAUGGAGUUGUUCCUCGACAGUCCUUUGAAGACCGGGUAGUAAAGAUCAAAGAAGCAAAAAUAUUUCUUACUAUUGAUUCUUUUUAUAAUUUAUCCGCAAUCAAAGAAUAUCAAGAAUGGCAGCCUGAUUCAUUGGAUAUUAAAAUCAAGAAUAACAAAACUCCCACUAACUUCCUGGUUCUUCAAAUUAAGUCAAAACCAUUCAAAAAUUUGAGAGUAUUUAAAUUUGAAUAUAACGCUUACGAGUCCUACCUUUCUUCGGAUCUUGAACUUGGAAAAUUACUUGGGAAGUCAAUUGAGGAAGUAACAAUAAUUAUGUCAUAUUUGCAAAUCAAGUUAUUAUUAAAUGGGUUUGAUGACAAUCAAUUGAAAUAUCUUCGUAUAGAUUCCAAUUUAAAUAGUUAUGGAAAACCUAAUCUGAGAAAAAGAGCAACAAUAAUAGAAAUGAUUAAAUCAAAAGUUCGUGAUGGUAAUUGUGAAAUGUACAUUAUAGAUAAGGAACUUAGAAGGUAUAAAGUGAUUCAAUUACAUCUGCUUAUUGGGAUGCAAAAUAUAGAUUUAGUUUGA